CGCACCUCAUUUGCUCAUUUUCACAUUUGCCACCUUUCGCUCGAGAGCGUGUCAAAUCUAAUGAAGGCUAUCCUCAUCCUCUCGACAAUGGCGGCGGCGGCGUCGGCCAAGGUCGCCAGCUCGGUGCUCCGUGCGCUUGAAGUCAACGGCAACGCCGACGUCUUUGUCCGGUUCGCGGAUGCCUCGUCGGCGCUGGAAGCCGCGACACUCGAGUCCAACAAGCCGUUGGAGCGCCAAGAAGUCUUUGAAAUUCUCUCGGACGCCACGGCGACGGGCCAAAAAAGCAUCGAAGCGGCCACCGCCGGGUUUGAAGUGACGCCGACGUGGAUUGUCUCGGGCGCGUUCAUCAAGGCAGCUGACAAGGCGCUCAUCGAGAAGCUGACGCAGAACCGAGCGAUCAAGUCGGUCGAGCAAGUGCCCGAUAUGCAGCUCGAGCCGGUGCUCUCCAAGCCCACCACGGAGGCAGUCGCCGCGCCUGCUGCGUCGCCGAACCAAUGGGGUGUCGACACGGUUGGUGCCCCGGACAUCUGGAAGUACACCAACGGCUCCGGUAUUGUCAUUGGCUCCAUCGACACGGGUGCCCGCCACACGCAUUUGCUUUUGAAGGACUCGUGGCGUUCGGAUCGUGGCUGGUACGACCCGUACAACCACACGGCACUUCCCGAAGAUCUCGGUGGCCACGGCACCCACACGCUCGGCACCAUGGUGGGCAACCGCGGGUACGGUGUCGCUCCUGGUGCGCAGUGGAUCUCGUGCCGCGGUCUCUACGUCAAGAGCGGGUCGGCGCAGGCGCUUCUCGAGUGCCUGCAAUUUAUGAUCUGCCCGACGCGCACGGACGGCACGCAUCCCGACUGCUCCAAGGGCGCGGACGUCAUCAACAACUCGUGGGGCAGCAAGACCUUCCACCCGGUGUACGAAGAAGCGAUUGCGUCGAUCCGCAAGGCCGGCAUCACGCCCAUCUUCUCCAACGGCAACGAAGGCCCGGCUUGUGGGACGACCGGUAGCCCCGGGACGUACCCGAAUGUCAUCUCGGUCGGCGCCAUUGGCUCGUACACGAACGAACCCAACAAGCUCGCGUUCUUCUCGUCCAAAGGCCCUGGCAAGUACAUUGAUGCGCACAACGUGCCGCAGACGAUCGUCAAGCCGACGAUCUCGGCCCCCGGCUUCUUUACGCUCUCGGCCUACAACCACAGUGACACGGGGCUCGCGUACCUUGCCGGUACCUCGAUGGCGGCGCCGCAUGUCGCUGGUGUCGUGGCGCUCCUCAAGUCCGUCAAGCGCGACCUGACGUACGACGAGAUUUAUGCCUAUUUGACGCAAACAGCCGACCGAACGCUCGAGAGCGAGCCCAACGAGUGGCUGGUACCCAACAAGACGUCCAACAGCACGGAUGUUUACCCCGGUGCCUUCAACUGCGGUGGUGUAGAUGAUACCAAGUGGCCUAACAACCGGUACGGCUACGGUCGUGUGAACGUCGCCAAGAUUCUCGCCGGUGGCAAGUUUGCGGCCGUCGUGACCCCGACGCCGGUGCCGCGGACGACGCCGCCGGCGCCGAUUCAAACGAAUUUUUGCACGUACAAGAAGAAGGCACUCUCCGAGCGGAACCACGGCUUGUACAUUGACACAAUCAAGAACAACAAGAACGAGGGCUUUACGAUUGACCGCGUCAACAACAUCAUUGCGGCGUACGCGUCCGAGAAUGAAGACUCGUUUUGCCUUGCGCUCACCAAGGAUGCUACCAACACCAACGCGGCGACGCUCACCAAGUGCAAGGGCGACGAGACGCAGAUCUGGAAGUUUGACACGGCCGCAAAGCGCAUCGUCCACCCCCAAUCCGGCUUUUGCCUGACCUCCAACGCCGCCAAGCUCGGUGCCGGUCCCAGCGUCGCUCCGUGCUCGCCCAGCGCCGUGAGUCAGUACUUUGACGCGUGCGACAACAUCAAGGAGAAGAGCUACGUCAAGCUCAUCACCAAGAACAACAAGGUCAUCUCCGAGUUCUACUCGGGCGUCUACGCCGACUGGGUCUCGGACUCGGCCAACGAGCUCUUCACGUACGACAACAACGCCAAGACGCUCCAGGUUGCCAGCAACGGCGAGUGCCUCGACGCCUUCCGCGACGGCGACAAGUUUGGUCUCCACACGUACGCCUGUGACGCUACCAACGCCAACCAAAAGUGGAUCAUCGACGCCGGCAACCACAAGAUCAAGCACGCGACGCACAACAACUUGUGCUUGGACGUCGACCCGACGAGCCCGAGUCAUGCGGCGCAGGUGUGGGAGUGCCACAACGCCAACACCAACCAGUGGAUCGACGCUGUCGCCUACUAAGUCGUUUGGCGAUUUCAGCAUAACUCUGUGUG
Messenger RNA from Saprolegnia diclina VS20, 2360 nucleotides. RefSeq lists its product as hypothetical. NCBI's taxonomy places the organism in Eukaryota, Oomycota, Saprolegniomycetes, Saprolegniales, Saprolegniaceae. The transcript has a single exon. Gene Ontology annotation, biological process: proteolysis. The record is from RefSeq and is a predicted model, not a curated record. The coding region runs from base 61 to 2328 and encodes 755 amino acids. Gene Ontology annotation, molecular function: serine-type endopeptidase activity.